CUUCCAUCGCAGGCUCGGCUCCCCGCCACAGCGAAGCCUCCAUCCACCCCUUGAUCGGGGAUACUUGUAGCCUCGCUCGCGUACUUCAGCCUCCCGUACGAUGCUUGGCAUAAAAUAAACCUAGCAUAUUGUUGUUUCCCCGGAUGUUCAGUUGUGGCCAAUAAGGGGAAGGUACCCCAACACAGGCAGCAGCGUUAUGUUAUAAUUAUAAGAUGCCCACCGGCGCUGCUGUACUCCUUUGCGUGUUCGCAUAUCUGGGAAGGUAGCCGUCCCCACUACUCUCUACACAUAGAGAGGCACCUUAGCCAUGUCUGGGACCAAGGUCGUCGGCGAAACCAGCCCAAGGUCCUUCCUCUUCUACAUUGUCGCCGACAUUGGUCCCUCGGAAUCGGGCUACAGCCACCGUCCACUCGCAGUGGCCUACCGCCAGGGCCAUGGUCUCAGCCCCGGGCGAUAUGAUACUCGUGCCGAGUUGCGUGUGCACCAUGUCCUCGAAGACUGCGCGCGCCUCGCAUCCAUCCUGUCCGACCCAACAAACCGUGCCGCCUUAGAGGCCGAGAUGGCACUGGCCAGAUCCUGGUAUCAGGGACGCCUUCAGCGCCCUUUACCGCACCCCCCUGUGGUACCAGACGAGAUGCAGCCUGCGUUUAGCAACGAAAAGUGGAAAGACACGAGGACCGGCAUGCCGGACAGGCCUGAGCUGGAAUGGUCAGGCGGCAUUCAUACUUUACUCGCCUAGGCGACGUGCAGGAACAGUCACUGGAUACCGUCUUUCACCUUAAUAACGUCGAGUACGGCGCCAUCGUGUUUGACGUAACGGACCUCGACAACGUUGGAUACGGCAUCCUCAGCUCGAGGGUGAUCUACUCAUUCGAGGGCUAUGAUUUUACUGAGGAUUUUGAGCAGGAUAUGUACGGCAUUAUGGACGGCUGGCGCCCCACCAACAUGCCGGCGAUUGAGCUAGAGAAGUCCCGGGCGCGACCGCUCUCCGGAACUGGCUACAUGCGCCAAUACGGCAUGCACAAUGUUACGAGUGCCAUUGAGCGGCUUAGGAGACAUUCGGUCAUCAAGGGAGCCGUGAUAAAUUACGUCUGUCCUCCCUCCAACUCCGUUGCGGAGCCUAGAGGACCUGCCCGACAAAGCGUCACCCCCGACGAGGAGAUUUCUCGUUUGAUCCAAGCCGCCCGAGACACUGAGCUGGUUAUCGAGGAUUUUGGAGACACUAUCGGUCAGCCAGAAUUCCAGAGCCGCCUACUCGCGCGGCUCCAGCGAGAUCCCGGUGCACUGGACGGGCCUCAAUCCGUAACGCAGCUCCUUGGUCUGGCCUUCUCUGGGCAAAGCCAUCUCAACUUAGUUGCCUUGAAGUGCCUGUCAUACGAUACCAUCGCCGCUACUCUUAGUUCGACAAGACUGGGAGAAGUGGAGGCCCUCAGUAUCUGCCUCGACGGUAUCAGCGACGGCGACUCGCCAGAACCCCUCAUCAAUGCCCUUGAUCUGCACGAGAGUAUUCGUACAAUUUGUUUUCUCGAGGGUCCGCUAAGGACCGACGAAGUAAAGUCCACUCGACUCUUCGCGCAGCUUCGGGAAUCACCCCAUGGACGCAGCCUCUUGAGUUCGAGACGCGUCAUCCUAACAGGCGCCUUUUCCGCUCCCUUUCAAAGAAAACAGUGGCUCCCUGAUCCGGCAGGAAAUACGACUCUUUUAAAGGAUUUCCCCGUUCAGAAACUGUUCGUUCGUCAGCAGUACCUCGAUCUUUCUGAUGAGAGGAGUCCUCCGAGAUUCCGACCAUGCCACUUCUCCCUCGCCGACGCGCUGUUGAGACCACGGUUUCUGGUCGACGGCUUCCUGCGGUACUGCCAGUCCAUAAUUACGGAUCGGUUCCUCUUCAGCUUGGCGGCCACACCCUCCAACUUGGUGGCUGACGAGGGACAGUUCCCCGGCUUGACCAUCGACCCCAUCCCCGCGGAGAAUUGCGCUAUCCCGGAGUCAGCGCGUGCCUCGGAGGUAAACGAAGAAGGCCAGAGGGUAGACCUCUGGCCUGCUCUCCGUCCCCUCGAGCCCGGCAGCUGGAUUGUCCUCGUCUCACGCGAGUGGCAUACGACCCGGCCCCAGAGACGGAAGAUAGUUGCGCUCGGCUCCCUAGAUGGCAUGGACCCCGGCCUGCCAUUGGUACGCUACGCAUUUCUGCGCGUGAAGGAGCGCAUCGAGCUGCCCGAUGAGCCCGAAGAGGCUGUGGACGCAUUGACUGCGCCAGAGUACUUAGAGGUCGUGGGUGGGGUGAAGGAGUUCCUCCGCCAGACGGCGCCGUUUUUCGACGAGGGGACUGUCGACGCUCGUCUUGACGAGCUGAAAUCGGCCAUGAAGGAGCAGUGGCCCGGGAGGCGCGGACCUGGCAAGCCCUUCCUCUCUGUGUUUGACGAGCAGACGGCUCGAUCCGUUAUGGGGGACUUUCUACGCGACGCGAUGCGGGUGAGGGAGAAUCUGAAGAUAGCUAUGUUCGAGAUGCCCGAGGAGGAGAGAUGGUAUCCUGAGUUGUUGGCUGGGCUGCCGAAAAGCCGCCCCCGCAAGAGACGUCGGGUCGACCCGAGCGCCAGGUCGUCCGCGGGGUCAUCUGCCAGGGGCUACAGCGUCUUUAGGACAUUGUACGACCCGGAGAUGCAAGAGACGGUCGUUCUAGGGACAGACACGCCAGCGCUACCUCCGUUGGUGUCGCCGUAUUAUGUUUCGGACGAGAGUGACUUAUAAAGGGGAGGGCGCAAUAGGGCGUGCCUAUAGUGCAGUUCACUAUGCUGAACUAUGUAGCCAGGCAUCAAAGCGUCGCUCCUAGCGGAUGUAAAGAGUAGGGGUGAGAUAGUGGAAGUAAAGUUAGCUUUAGCUUUUAGCGUUCGUUUAGUGGCAUUUAGUUAGCUAUUUCAUAGUCCCUAUCUUGUAUCCCCUUGUUCUAAUAGUGCGCAAUCCUCAUAACACGAACAAGUUAGCACACAGAACCGUCCUUCAAGCACAAC
Pseudogymnoascus verrucosus is the source of this 3005-nucleotide messenger RNA. RefSeq lists its product as uncharacterized. NCBI's taxonomy places the organism in Eukaryota, Fungi, Ascomycota, Leotiomycetes, Thelebolales, Thelebolaceae. Bases 706 to 2745 code for a protein of 679 amino acids. The record is from RefSeq and is a predicted model, not a curated record. The transcript is spliced from 4 exons.